Phymastichus coffea is the source of this 1464-nucleotide messenger RNA. RefSeq names its product jerky protein homolog-like. The transcript has 3 exons. NCBI's taxonomy places the organism in Eukaryota, Metazoa, Arthropoda, Insecta, Hymenoptera, Eulophidae. Gene Ontology annotation, molecular function: DNA binding. The coding region runs from base 1 to 1464 and encodes 487 amino acids. The record is from RefSeq and is a predicted model, not a curated record. Gene Ontology annotation, cellular component: nucleus.
AUGGCAGCCAAGAGUUUGAACCUGUGUCAAGUAGCUGAAAUAAAGCAGAAGUUGUCCAACAAUGUCAAGAUGGCUCAUCUUGCCAAGGAAUACAGCGUUUCUCCGCACACUAUCAAGAGAUUGAGCCAGGGCUUGGACUUGUCUUUGGAGGACAAUCUCCGGGGACCAGAAAACGCUCCAAUCUCGGGCGAUGUUCUGAAAGCUAAGGCCUUGGAGCUCAACAAGUUCGUUUGGGAAGCGGCCGAUUUCAAGGCCAGCAAUGGAUGGCUAGAGAAAUUCAAGAAGCGCUACCAGAUUCGGCAGUUAUCUAUGCAAGGAGAUAAGUUGUCAUCCGACAACGUAGCAGCAGAGAAUUUCAAGGAGACGCUGCAUUCUUACUUGAAAGAGAAAGGAUACACCGAGGAUGAGGUCUACAACGCCAAUGAGACGGGCUUAUUUUUCAAGUCCUUGCCGAAGAAAACUCUAGCGGCGGGAUACGAGCGGCAACCGUCGGGAUUGAAGGAGCAGAAAGAACGAGUGACUGUGAUGUGCUGCGCCAAUGCGUCCGGAUCGCAUAAAAUCACUCCUCUACUCAUCGGCAAGUCGAAAAAUCCCAGAUGUUUUUCGAAGUGCGAGAGAGAGAAACUGCCCGUCAAAUACACGAACAGCCGUUCAGCUUGGAUGGAUCGGAACAUAUUCUUGGACUGGUUCGAGAAUAUUUUCGUCAAGGAGGUCCAAGCGCAUCAUCCGCCGCAUCAGAAAAUUUUUCUCCUGUUGGACAAUGCACCGUCGCACCCCGCAGCAGCUGAAUUAAAUUACAUCGCCGAGAACGUUGAAGUGAUGUUCCUGCCGCCGAACGUCACCGCUUUGAUUCAGCCAAUGGAUCAGGGCGUCAUUGAAAAAAUGAAAAAAAUGUUCCGGAAAAAUUUAGUCAAAGCGCUAGUCCUAGAAGAGGCAACAUCGGGAGCAAGCGUCAUCGAUUUGGCAAAGAAGCAGACGGUGAAGGACUGCUACUACCGAAUUUCUAGUUCGUGGAAUGUUAUCAACGCCAGAGAUCUCCGCAACGCAUGGAACAGAAUUUUGGGCAAGGACGAUUUUCCCUACGAAAAAAGAGCAUCGGCUGAAGAAGUUAACUUGUUACAACUUCUUAAGGAUAGCCCAGCCUUCGCCGACUGCACAUUCGAGAUGGCCCAAGCAUGGAUCGAGGAAGAUUACACGGAUAAUGGCUGGCAAAAUUUGAACAUCCAACAAAUUUUUGAAAGAAUCACGUCUAAUAAUCCGGAGAAGUUCGCUGAAGAAGACGAGGAGCCGAUCGCAGAAGUCGAAAAUAUAGAACCAGAGAAAGAAGUUUCCGUUGGUGAGGCCUACGAUACGGCUCUGAAGCUUCGAACAUUCUUAGAGCGAACGUGGGAUUCGACGAGCGUGCAGAUAAGCAAUGUGCAAGAAGUCGCCGAUUUAAUACUAAAUAUAUACAAACCAAUGUAA